CUGCUCUUACCUCACGGUGUUGAAGGCAUGUUAGACCGUGAAAUAUUACUGCUAACAUCAGCUGAAUCGGGUUUCUUUGUAGUUUUAAGUUUUGACGAGAUAGUUUGAUUUACACUUUUAUAUUAAAUAAAGAGCUACGGUGCGGGAAAGUGUGCUUUAAGUUGUUAGCUUGUUAGCAGAGUUUUGAGUUAACUUGCAAAUCAUACUGUAGCUUUUACUGAUUUGUUAAAGGAGCAGGGUGAAGACAUGGAGGCGUCAGUGGAGGACACAACAGAGAGAGCAACAAAUGCUGCUGUAAAGGGAGAAGCUUCCAUCAAACAAGAAUUUAUCACCACCAAAGAUAAAUUUCAUGGCUUUCUGGAUUCAGAAUGGCAGAACUCCAAAGGAGAGAAGGCCAGUGAAAACUGCACCCCUCUGGAGAAAAAAGAAGAUCCCUCUGUGGAAGAAGAACCUGAAUCUAAAAAACCCAAGCUGGACCCUGAAGAUGCAAAGAAAACAGAGAAAAUGGAUAAGAAAAAAUUUCGGGGACAGAACAAGUCAAGGCCGCACAAAAAGCCCACUAGUUAUGAAGAAAAGCGACUGUGUAUGUCAGUCAUUCAGAACCAAGCUGCGUGCAAGUUUGGCGACAAGUGCAUUUUUUACCACGAUGUGGCAGAGUACAUGGCCUCUAAGCCCGCUGACAUCGGGGAGCGCUGUCACCUCUACGACACAUUUGGAAAAUGCGAAUACGGGCUCGCCUGUCGCUUCGCUAAGGCCCACACUACUGCUGACUUCAAAACCAUGGAGAAGGCAGACCUGGUUAAAGCUUACGAAGGCAGAACUAUGAUGAAGAACAGCUUGAGUAAAGACCUGCAGUAUCGCCUGAGGAAGCGCUCAGUCACUUUCGAAAAGUCAGAGGAGUACCUGAAAACGCUUUGUAACAACAGAGAUAAGAAGGAACAGCAAGGGAACGGUGAUCUUUGCACAGCUGAGGUAUCUACAAACCCAACAGAAGACAAGCAGGAUGUUUCUACUGAAGAACUGCUCCCCACCAGCCCAGACAGCCAGCCUCCAGUGAAAACUAUUGGCCCACUAACAGAUGCCGAUGUUAUCAAACUGCGAUCCUGUGAAAAGAAAAAGGUUGACUUCCGGGACAAGCUCUAUCUCGCUCCUCUAACAACAUGCGGGAACCUGCCUUUCCGUCGCGUGUGCAAACGCUUUGGAGCAGACAUCACCUGUGGGGAGAUGGCCAUGUGCACAAACCUGCUGCAGGGGCAUCAGUCAGAGUGGGCCCUCCUGAAGAGGCAUGAGAGUGAAGAUCUGUUUGGUGUUCAGGUCGAAGGCUGUUUUCCAGAUACCAUGACGAGGUGUGCUGAGCUCAUCAACACCUACACUGAUGUUGAUUUUGUGGAUAUCAACUCUGGAUGCCCCAUUGAUCUUGUUUAUAAGAAGGGUGGAGGAUGUGGCUUGAUGACCAGAACCAGAAAAUUUGAACAUAUCAUUAAGGGAAUGAAUUAUGUCCUUGAUGUCCCGCUAACAGUGAAGAUCCGCACUGGUGUGCAGGAGAAGUCCAACAUUGCGCACAAACUUAUAGGAGAGAUGAAGAAUUGGGGUGUCUCCAUGAUCACGCUGCAUGGCAGAUCCAGGGAACAGCGCUACACAAAGUUAGCUGACUGGGACUAUAUCAGCACAUGUGCUAAGGUGGCCAGUCCUGUUCCAUUAUUUGGUAAUGGAGACAUUCUGUCUUAUGAGGAUGCCAUGAAAGCACGAGAGACCGGUGUUUCUGGUAUCAUGAUUGCAAGGGGGGCCCUCAUCAAGCCUUGGAUUUUCACAGAGAUAAAGGAGAGCCGGCACUGGGACAUAUCAUCCAGUGAGCGACUUGAUAUCCUGAAGGAUUUCACCAACUUUGGCCUGGAACACUGGGGUUCUGACACUCAGGGUGUGGAAAAGACCCGGAACUUCCUGCUGGAGUGGCUCUCCUUUAUGUGCAGAUAUAUUCCCGUGGGCCUGUUGGAGCGAGUGCCUCAGAAGAUAAACGAGAGGCCUCCAUAUUACAUGGGCAGGAACUACUUGGAGUCCCUGAUGGCAAGUCAGCAUGUGUUGUGA
Molecule: messenger RNA, 2085 nt
Organism: Cyprinodon variegatus (sheepshead minnow)
Lineage: Eukaryota; Metazoa; Chordata; Actinopteri; Cyprinodontiformes; Cyprinodontidae
Gene: dus3l
Product: dihydrouridine synthase 3-like
Exons: 16
Coding region: 247-2085 (612 amino acids)
Biological process (GO): tRNA processing
Molecular function (GO): metal ion binding; RNA binding; flavin adenine dinucleotide binding
Source: RefSeq, a predicted model, not a curated record